Messenger RNA from Brassica oleracea var. oleracea, 667 nucleotides. RefSeq lists its product as uncharacterized. The record is from RefSeq and is a predicted model, not a curated record. Bases 68 to 508 code for a protein of 146 amino acids. NCBI's taxonomy places the organism in Eukaryota, Viridiplantae, Streptophyta, Magnoliopsida, Brassicales, Brassicaceae. The transcript has 4 exons.
CAAGACAAAUCGAUAUCCUUGCACAGACAAAGACUCAGAUCAACUACUGUUCAACCCGUCCAUCUAGAUGGUAGAUCUUACGGUGAAGACAGUGGAUCUCUUAUGGGCUGUCUUCUUUUGGGCUGUCUUAAGAUACGCCCCGACAGUGGCUGUAGAGAUGUUGUUUGUCAUCUUGGUUAUCAUCGUGACCAUGCUCGGACUAGACAUUCUCCGCAUGUGUUUUACUGGCGUUUUGGCCGGUAAUGACUUGAAUCCGUUGGAGACCUUGGCUCAGGUGGAAGAAGAGCAGAAUUACGAGACAUCUGAAAAGAUUUUACGCGAUGUAGCCGAGAUUAGAUCAAAAAUAUCACAAAUUGAGCUUGAUGUUCGGCAAAUUAAGCAAAUAAUUUAUAUAUUACAAGGGAAGAUUGAAAGUCUUGAAAGCAAACAGGAUGCGACUCUCUCGGAACUAUGUCGCUUAAGCCAAAUUUUAAGUGAUGAAGGCAAUACAAGCACUAAAGUAUUAUAGGUGAUCAUUGAUGUUUGGUCGCUCUUCAUGAUCGUUUUGGGGAAAACUUCAUCCUUAAUUUUGCAGUUGAUAUUCUGAAAUGUUGUUUUGUUUUGACGUUGAUUGACCACUUUUUCGACGUCGAGAUACAGGAAUGGUUUUAUUUUGUUUUAUUCGUUU